Messenger RNA from Ectocarpus sp. CCAP 1310/34, 1440 nucleotides. Lineage: Eukaryota; Phaeophyceae; Ectocarpales; Ectocarpaceae. The record is from the annotation of a GenBank genome assembly.
GAACAGCGUAGCGAGAAACCAUGAAAGCAACCGCUGCGGCCACGGCUUCGGCCAUGGCCCUGUGCUCCUGCGGAACAUCGAGCGCUUUCACGACACACACGUCGUUCUCCCGAGUCUCCGCGCCACGCAAUGCCGUGGGCAGGGCAAGUGCAAAGGGGAUGCUGCGGCCACGAACGUUGAAUAUGGCCGUGGCCAUCCCCCGGGCGGUGUCUGUGGAAGCAGCGCCUCCGGCGACGAUUGAUAUGGAGGGCGUGCAGCUGAGUGGACUGAACGGGCUGGCGCUCAAGCCGAAGACCUUCCCCACGAAGCGGGAGGUGAUGGAUGUUAUUCCCAAGCAUUGCUUCGUGAAAGAUACCGUUCGAUCAAUGAAGUACGCCGUGCUGUCGUGCGCCAUCACGCUGUCUAUGGGCGGGCUCGCUGCGGCCUUCCUUCCUCUCAAGCUGGCCAUGCUGCCGGCUUGGAUCGCGUAUGCCGUCGCUUGCGGCACCGCGGCGACUGGGGCGUGGGUGGUGGCGCACGAGUGUGGGCACGGCGCGUUCUCAGAUAACAGGAAACUGCAGGAUGCUGUCGGCUACGUACUGCACUCGGCUUUGCUGGUUCCGUACUUCUCGUGGCAACGCAGCCACGCGGUGCACCACGCCCACACCAACCACAUGGAGAAGGGGGAGACGCACGUGCCCGAGAUGGUCAGCCACAAGGGCUUCGGCCUCCAGAAGCAGCGCAAGCUGUUCCGUACUGUGCUGGGCAAGAAGCUCGGCACCGUGGCCUACGGGGUAACCCAGAUGUUCAACCACCUUGUGGUGGGCUGGCCGGCGUACCUCUUGUUCGGCGCCACCGGCGGGCCCUCGCGAGGCAUAACGAGCCACUUUUUCCCGCACCCCCCCUUCUCGACCGGGGAAAAGGGCACCGACCUCUACCCGGGGAAGUGGAAGAAGAAGGUCUGGCUGUCGGACGUGGGCGUGGCGGGCAUGAUCGCCGGGCUCGUGGCGUGGGCCUCCAAGGCCGGGGCGAUGCAGGUGGCGGCGCUGUACGGCGGCCCGCUCAUGGUGGUGAACGCGUGGCUGGUGCUCAUCACGUGGCUGCAGCACACGGAUGUGGACGUGCCGCACUUCGAGGCGGACAACUGGAACUUCAUCAAGGGCGCGCUGCACACCGUGGACCGCCCGUACGGCAAGGUGCUGGACUUCUUGCACCACCGCAUCGGGUCCACGCACGUCGCACACCACGUCGACUGCACGAUCCCACACUACCAUGCUCUGGAGGCGACCAACGCCAUCAAGGAGGCCUUCCCGGAGCACUACCUGUACGACCCCACCCCGCUGCCCCAGGCGACCUGGAGGCUGGCCACACAGUGCGCCGGGGUGGAGAAGCGCGGCGACAUGCAUGUGUUCGUCACGAAAGAGUAAAGGAGGUCGGUAACUACGUGUGCCUUUGAUGGUC